This is a messenger RNA of Elgaria multicarinata webbii, 3118 nucleotides long. It is a transcript of the gene NTNG2, whose product is annotated as netrin G2. The transcript has 7 exons. Gene Ontology annotation, cellular component: basement membrane. Gene Ontology annotation, biological process: tissue development; animal organ morphogenesis; substrate adhesion-dependent cell spreading. The record is from RefSeq and is a predicted model, not a curated record. NCBI's taxonomy places the organism in Eukaryota, Metazoa, Chordata, Lepidosauria, Squamata, Anguidae. The coding region runs from base 400 to 1980 and encodes 526 amino acids.
UGAUUGAGGAGAGUCACCUCUAGAUUUUUUCACGCCGAUUUGGAAGAGCCUGUAUGCACCUAGAAAAUAACACCAACACCCACCCAUCCAGGACAAACAUGAAGUUAAGGAGGACUUUUGACUACUGAUCAGCAAGCCUGAGAAGAGUUGCUCACAUUCUUCAGACCCAACCAUCCGCAAAUGUGACAUCUGUAACGGAGACUUUCCCGUUGCCCGGAGACACUUCUAGAUUUGGAAACUUGCCACAGCCAACAUCUGGAUCACCUUAGUGUACAUUAUUGGUAUUAGAUGCGGCGUUUCCAUGCUGAUCCGGAAAACCACCCCUAAGUCAGCAUUUGCCUUGCUCAAGACUUUAGGCAUUUCCUUUGCCCAGGAACCUUGCACUGGGUCUCAGCUACCAUGCUGCACCACGCCGCUUUCUUAUUGCACUGCCUCCCACUGGUCAUGGGACAGUAUGACAUCUGCAAAUCCUGGGUGACCACCGACGACGGGCCGAUGUGGGAGUUUUACGCCUGCCAGCCGAAGUCUGUGCCCAUGAAGGACUAUGCUACCGUGAGAGUGGAUCCAUCAGGCAUCACCUGCGGAAAUCCCCCGGAGAGAUUUUGCACUCAUGAAAACCCAUACUUGUGCAGCGAUGAGUGUGACGCUUCCAACCCUGACCUGGCCCAUCCGCCCAAGCUGAUGUUUGACAAAGAAGACGAAGGCCUGGCGACGUACUGGCAGAGUGUGACGUGGAGCCGCUACCCGGAGCCCUUGCGGGCCAACAUCACCCUUUCAUGGAACAAGAGCAUUGAGCUGACGGACGACAUUGUGGUGACGUUCGAGUACGGGCGCCCCACCAUGAUGCUGCUGGAGAAGUCCUUAGAUAAUGGGAGGACUUGGCACCCGUAUCAGUAUUACGCGGACGAUUGCAGCGAAGCCUUUGGCAUGCAAGCCCGGAACGUCCGGGACCUGUCCGCCACAAGCGCCAACAGGAUCAUUUGCACGGAGGACUACUCCCGCUGGGCGGGCUCCAAGAAAGAGAAGAACGUACGCUUUGAGGUGAGGGACCGCUUUGCCAUUUUUGCUGGGCCGGAGCUCAGGAACAUGGACAACCUCUACACCCGCCUGGAGAGCGCCAAGGGCUUGAAGGACUUCUUCACGGUGACGGACUUGCGGAUGAGGCUCCUGAGACCAGCGCUAGGAGGCACCUUCGUGCAGAGGGAGAACUUAUACAAAUACUUCUAUGCGGUGUCCAACAUUGAAGUCACGGGCAGGUGCAAGUGCAACCUUCACGCCAACCAGUGCACCUUCAAAGAAGGGAGCCUGCAGUGCGAGUGUGAGCACAACACGACCGGGCAGGACUGUGGCAGGUGCAAGAAGAACUUCCGCAGCAAGUCGUGGCGGGCAGGAUCCUACCUCCCUCGCCCUAAUGGCUCUCCCAAUGUGUGUGCGGCUCCAAAUUUCGGCAAUUGCGAAUGUUACGGCCACUCCAACAGGUGCAGCUUCAUCGACUUCCUGAACCUGGUGACCUGCAUCAGCUGCAAACACAACACUAGAGGGCAGCACUGUCAGCACUGUCGGCUGGGAUACUACCGGAAUAGCUCCGCGGAGCUGGACGAUGAGAAUGUAUGUGUAGAUUGUAACUGCAACCGAAUCGGCUCGCUGGCCAACCGCUGCAACGAGACCGGGUACUGUGACUGCAAAGAAGGCGGCGUCACAGGGCCAAAGUGUGAUGACUGCUUGCCCGGCUACUACUGGAGACAGGGCUGCUUCCCCAACGUCUGCGACGACGAACUCCUGCUUUGCCAGAACGGGGGCACGUGCUACGCCAACCAGCGGUGCCUCUGCCCGCCCGGCUUCAAGGGCGUCCUCUGCGAGCAAACCAAAUGCGAGGGGGAAAACACGGAGUGCGACUCGGCCACCAGCACGUCCCUCAGCCCCUCGGCCUUCCUCCUCAGCGCUCUGGGCCUGCAGCUGCCACGGUUGUUGAAUCUCUGAGGACCCGGGAAGACGUUGCGGGAGAGAGGGGGAAGGAGAGAACCCGCAAGAUGAGAACGAGGCAUUCCAUCCUCCGAAAGCCUCUGCCCUCGAACUUACAGAAAGAGCGGGGUAGGUGGGGAUUCGAGGCGCCGAGGACCGUGGCUGGAUGUGUGCCGGGUCGCAGCAGAGACAGCACGUAUUCCAUCAUUGGAGAUGGAGUGUGUGUGUGGGGGGAAGCCUCUUGCCACGACUUGGGGAGGAAGCAAAGGACCCGUGAUGCUUCCUCUGAUCUUUUACGGGGUGACUCAACGCCCUUCCACUUUGCACAGGGGGAGUCUGCCAAAAAAUGACGGUAAUGAUAAUAUGCCACAAAUCUCCAGCAUUUAGUUGCUCAGCUGUUUUCCUUAGGCUGUUUUUUUCUCCCUUUUGUCUGUUGUUUUGGAAGUAGCGCUCUUAUCAGAGGCAGGCAGCUACGGAAGCGAGAGGGCGUGUGAGUCGGGGACUGGAAUCGCGAAGCGAACGCUGCCCUCGGCCCGCUUCAGCCCAGGCCUAAAAGUGAUAUCGUUGCCUACAAAUCAAGUUGCUGAAUUUAUUAAGUUUUUGUACUCCCCCCCCCUUUCCCCACCGUUUUUAUCCUUUGGUUGUAAGUCUUCAAGUUGUUCCUUUUCUCGCACUCGAGACCGGGACUUGGACAAGACCGCUUCGUAUCGCCGCCAAAGUGUAACCGUGUUAUCCAGGCUUCGCCGUAGAGUUUACGGUUUAAAUACUUUUCUGGGUAGAGAAUUAUUUUUGUUUGGAUUCUAAAUGUUCUAAAGCGAAAAAAGGAAAAAGAAAAACUACCACACAGCCUCUAGAGAGACAUUUUACCAUAAGCGUGAUGGCGUAAUAAUCCCACUACAAGUAAAGGAACUUAUUAAUUGCUGCUAAGCUUCCAGUUUUUAAUUAUUAUUAUCGGUUUGUUUCUGGCACCAAAAGCUCAAAACACAACAGUUGGGGAGUGAGUGGGGGGGGGGGGUGUUGUUAAGAGUUCACAGAUCGGUUUCUUUUAAAAUAGCUACUUUUAUUUUAUGAAAAUGAAACUUCUGUUACGCUUUCCUGGUUAUUUUCAUACACGUUGCCCUGAGGCUGCUAAAUCUUUUUCAGCAACGGCCUGACU